AUGGUUUCUGGGCAAGUGAUUUACCCAGAACUUUCCUACAGGUCUGCAUGUGUGCACCAUUGUGAAACAGUGAAGGGGAAAAUGAGGGAAAAUGGGGGAAGGGUGACUAGAAGGGGGGUGGGGUACCUGAGGGCACUUACUGGUAUGGAACAGGCUGUAGGUGUAGCAGCCAUUGGGAAUGGGUCUCCAGAUUUUGAACUAAAGCCUCAUCCUCCUUUAACUUCUUUUGCCUGGGCCCUGAGAUACUGCCAGCUGCUGUUUCAUGGCUUGAAAAUGGAGUAUGGGCUAGGAAGCUCAUUGCUUGUCUCCAUCAGAGCCAAGGAAGAGGAAGAGAAUGAGCAGAAGAAGGAUGACAAGGCCAAUGAAGACUUGUCUGAAAAGGAUGCCACAGAAAGCAGCAGCAUCAGCAGCAUUGAUUCUGACAAUGACAAUUCUGCCCCUCCUGCUUCUCCCACUCAGCCUUCCACUCCUCCCAUGCAGAGGCAAACAAGGACCAUGAUGAGGUUGAAAGAGAUUGGUGGUGCCAAGGCAAAGCCAUCAAAAACCAAUAUGGCUACAAAGGUAUUUGAUCCUGCAUCUGCAAUGUAA
Molecule: messenger RNA, 588 nt
Organism: Cantharellus anzutake
Lineage: Eukaryota; Fungi; Basidiomycota; Agaricomycetes; Cantharellales; Hydnaceae
Exons: 3
Coding region: 1-588 (195 amino acids)
Source: RefSeq, a predicted model, not a curated record